Phragmites australis (common reed) is the source of this 1244-nucleotide messenger RNA. RefSeq names its product WD repeat-containing protein VIP3-like. The transcript has 2 exons. Lineage: Eukaryota; Viridiplantae; Streptophyta; Magnoliopsida; Poales; Poaceae. Gene Ontology annotation, cellular component: Cdc73/Paf1 complex. The record is from RefSeq and is a predicted model, not a curated record. The coding region runs from base 103 to 1071 and encodes 322 amino acids. Gene Ontology annotation, molecular function: protein binding.
UCUCUCCUCUCCCACAGCCACACUACCCUCCCGAACCAGAUCGCACGCACGCCAAUCUAGGUUUCGCUGCCUCGUCUUCCUCCUCGCGCCGGAUCGAGAGCGAUGAAGCUCGCGGGGCUCAAGUCGGUGGACAGCGCCCACGAGGAGUCCAUCUGGGCGGCGGCGUGGGCGCCCGCCGCCGACCACCGCCCCACGGCGCUGCUCCUCACCGGCGCGCUCGACGAGACUGUCCGCGUCUGGCGCCCCGACGACCUCGCCGCCGCGGGGUCCCCGGCGCGCGGUCACGCGCUCGGGGUCGUCUCCCUUGCCGCCCACCCCGCGGGCACGCUCGCCGCCGCGGUGUCGCUCGACAGCUACGUCCGCGUCUUCGACGUUGACUCCGGCGCCUCCGUCGCCACGCUCGAGGCGCCGCCGUCCGAGGUCUGGGGCGUCCAGUUCCACCCCAAGGGUAAUGCUCUGGCUGCCGCUGGUGGUGGCAGUGGGUCAGUGAAGCUCUGGGACACGGAGAAGUGGCAGCCAAUUGCCAGUCUCGCUGUCCCACGUCUGGAGGGAGCUCGCCCAGAUAAAACAGGCAGCGGCAAGUUUGUCCUAUCUGUUGCCUGGAGCCCUGAUGGAAAGCUCUUAGCUUGUGGAUCCAUGGAUGGCACCAUUGCUGUGUAUGACGCAGUCCGCAUGAAGUUCCUCCACCACCUCGAGGGCCACCACAUGCCAGUGAGGUCCAUGGUAUUCUCCCCUGUGGACCCCCACAUACUCUUCACUGCCAGUGACGACUGUCACAUCCACAUCUACGAUGCCAAGGAGAAGAGCCUCAUUGGGGCCAUGUCUGGGCAUGCGAGCUGGGUGCUGAGCAUUGACGUGAGCCCGGAUGGCAUGGCGGUAGCGACAGGCUCCAGUGACCGCACGGUCCGGCUUUGGGACAUCAACACGAGGACGUCGGUGCAGACGAUGAGCAACCACUCAGACCAGGUCUGGGCCGUGGCCUUCCGACCACCGGGAGGGAUGGGAGUCCGCGCAGGCCGGCUUGCUAGCGUGUCAGAUGACAAGAGUAUUUCCCUGUACGAUUACUCAUAAUUUUCAUACCGUUGCAACGCCUCUAUUGUAGUCUGUUUCCAGCUAGAGACUUCUAUUUGGCCGUGAAGGUUGGAGGAUUUGUUGUACAAUCCUGAUUGAACUCCUAACUUGCAAGUAAAGCAAGUUUACUUCCUGUCAUUGACUUAUUAUUGCCUCAAGGUUGUUAAGUUGCA